Messenger RNA from Naumovozyma castellii, 540 nucleotides. It is a transcript of the gene CWC21, whose product is annotated as U2-type spliceosomal complex subunit CWC21. Lineage: Eukaryota; Fungi; Ascomycota; Saccharomycetes; Saccharomycetales; Saccharomycetaceae. The transcript has a single exon. The record is from RefSeq and is a predicted model, not a curated record. Bases 1 to 540 code for a protein of 179 amino acids.
AUGUUUCAUCCCAGGGUAACGCGUCAGUUUUCCAAAAUAAAUGUACGUACAAUAAAGACAAGAUGGAUGAGAAUGGUGGCUGACGUGUGCCAAGAUCGUAUAGACUGUCGAGCCAGCAUUAUGUCUUAUAACGGGAUAGGUCUCAAAUCUGCAAAGGGUUCAUCCACGUCGGGCCACAUACAGAAAUCCUUGGCAAACAAUACCGCCAGGAUUAGUAAAUCGAAGGACAAGGGUAAUCAGACGAAAACUAACCCAAGAUUGGUUCAUCUUGAAAAGAUCCAAAAAGUGGAUGCCCUAGCAGAUAAGAAGGUACUAAGUAUCGUGUCACAUAUGACCAAGAGAGAAAUCGAAUUACGUGUCUCCGAAUUAAGAGAUAAACUGGAAGAUGAAGACAAGCUCACUGAUGAACAAAUUGAUGAAAAGUGCAAUACUCUGCGAAAGACCCUGGUGGAUGAGUCACAGGAACAACAACGGAUCUCAUCAAUAUACAAGAGUAGGACCACUCGAGAACAGAAAGAGGAAAUUAAGAAUAAAGAAUAG